GACAAUGUCUGUGAAUGCGCCUGGGGGCGUACUCGGAGAAAAGCUGGCUUUCUGCGUGCUGUCUGCAUGGUGGUGCUGACUGAGAUGAGUGCGUCUUCUUCGCCCACCGCAGUACUAGGUCCUACUACCUAGGUAGGUACUUUUGACGGGAUUCCUACCGCUGAUGGGAUAUCCAGAUUCCAAUCUGAACCUAAGAAAAAGGAACAUCUUGAGAUGGCAAAGCGGAUCAGUUAGUUGAGCGGGUGAAACCAAGCGCAGGGGGUCUUUGUGAUGGUUCUAAGAAAAGGCACUUGACUAGCGCCAGGCCCUUUCGUCCGAGCUAAUCAGUCCAACCACUGAAUGUGUCUACCUUACUCAAAUCAGCGUUCCCGUCAUGCACACUUCAAAAAGACACUAGAACGACCAGUACUAGUUAGGUCCCGGCUACUGGAACGGCUUACUUGAACAGGGGGUUGGGUUAUGGUGUACAUAUGACCACCGGCACUCUAUUUCGAUGCAUGCAAGCCCUCCAACCACCAGCAUACUGGAACACCAUAUCAACCGCUCCUGAUCAGAGCAGCGUCAUAACUUAAGCACCCGCAUUACAACCACCAGCAUUACUCUAACUGCAAAUAUGCUGGUCCUCAUAGGCUUAUUGCUGGCCUUGCUAGCCGUCUUUGUACCCUUUGCAUUGGGCAGCUUGGCUGGUCUGCUCAUAAUGAGGUCAAGGCCUGAGAACUGGGUAGAUAGGAACUGGGUGGCCGCCCCAGGGAACCCGCCCCUUCCCCCCCCCCUGUUUCUGCCCCUGGUGACCGUCCCCCAGGUGCGAACCGGACUCUGGAAGGGCGCCAGGUGGCUGCUGAGGUGGCCGAGCAUCACAGAGCUGCUUAUGAUUUGCCAGGUUGUACCUUUGCUGCUUCCACCCUUCCCUCAGCUGCUGAACAACGUUCUGGAGGAAGGGCUUUCUUGGUUAUAUGGUAAAUAUGGGGAUUCAGACGGGCAGUGUCCGGACUUGUUUCGUGACCCCUUCAAGUUCGCGCUCUUCAUCCCGGUGAUUGUGAAGCGCGUCGGCCGGAGCUGCAGUCUCUUCCUGCAGUGGUACCGCUUCCUUCUGAACCCUGUUCCCAAACCGAUGGUCAACCGUAACCACGCACUGAUCAACUUCUUACAGGGCACCGACUUCUCUCUGCUGGCCGGUUUCGACGUCGAAGCUCUCGUGAGGGAUCCCUGGCUGACGAAACAGAAGACGCAACUGAUGGCGCUGUGCUCCCGGUUAGCCUAUGAACGGUGGCACAUCGCCCGGACGAUUGUCGACGAGUCCUGGGGCGGGUUCACGUUCGAGUGCGCCUGGCACUUUGAUCAGAUCAGCCUCAUCCCCGAGCCCGGAAAACCCCGCGAGACGGCGUACGUCAAGACCAGUGCGAUGCUGCUCACCGCUCCCGGGGGGGUCGCCGUUCUGGCGUUCCGGGGAACGGAACCCCUAGAGAACGUGGGCUGGUUGACGGACUUCGACGUGGUGCCCCCCGAGCAGGACCCGGUUGGUUGGCCGUACGGAAAGUACCACUCCGGCUUCCGGCGCGCGCUCGGGCUGGGCCAUCAUCUGCAGGGGGAUCCCUCCGUGCAGUGCGGGUUUCUUAUCCAAGAGGGAGACGUCCUGAUACGCAAGCCGCCUGAGAACCGCUCCCCCUUUGACAUCAUCACGGCGAAGAUCGAGGAACUUCUGAGUGGCGGAGGGCGACUGUUCGUCACAGGGCACAGUCUUGGGGGAGCGGUUGCCAAUCUAUACGUUGCCGCUGCCACGAUACCUCCGGGGGACAGCAGUCUGUCCUCGAACAUAGAGUGUGGGCUCUUCACGUACGGGCAGCCACGUGUGGGGAACAACCAAUACGCACGCAACGUGAUGCGAGGCUUACAACACCAAGCAAUCUCUGAUGAGUCGGUCAGGUAUGUUCGCGUCGUAAACACCAACGACAUCGUGCCCCGGGAUCCCCCUCCGCUCGACCUCUUCUACCAGCAUUCGGGCCAACUGGUUUUCCUGGAACCGGCUCCCACUAAGCCACCUCGCGCUAACCCGCUUCCAAUCAACCCGGCCGCCGCCUCCGGCUCGAUCGUCUUCCUCCAAGAGCAGCCCAUCAUUUUUAGGGCCUGGGCAAUCACGCAAGGAACCCAAAAAGCGCUUUAUGCGUGGGAAGAUUAUAAGAACCGCCUUCCAGGGUCAAGCGCGGUCAACGUCACGCUGACGUGGUUGGCCGUCUACACAACGUUGAUCCCAUUGCUUUUCAUUGGCCCCGUGUUGCUCAUGGUGGAUCCGCUGACGUGCGCGGUGCUUGCGGCAAUCGGCGUGGGUUUGUUGGGGUUACCGGUGGGUUUGUUAGACCACUCUUUGACUGGAUACGAGGCGGCUAUUAGUAACAGUGUGGACGGAGAUUGGAUUGAGCAGUGACGACACGAGCAGGACCCACAAGAUCAUUAUAGGUCACAAAUGGUGAGCUCACCAUCUUUUGUAUCAUGUUCUAAAUUAUAAAAGCAGACAACUAGGAAAUGCACUUGACGGUGUCAAUGGUUAAAGCGGCACAUUUGGGUCUGGAGUCGCCAGAAUCAAUGCAGUCGUAUCACGUGCAUGCUACCAUUUUGAUAAUAUGCU
Messenger RNA from Klebsormidium nitens, 2623 nucleotides. NCBI's taxonomy places the organism in Eukaryota, Viridiplantae, Streptophyta, Klebsormidiophyceae, Klebsormidiales, Klebsormidiaceae. The record is from the annotation of a GenBank genome assembly.